CAUUAUGGCGAUCCUUUCGACACUUCAGUCGAGGAAGUACGUGGCCUUGUGAAGCAGCACAUUGUAAGCUUCGAUUACUUUGUCAACGAAGAAAUCAAGACGAUAAUGCUUGCUAAUCAAAAGAUCACCAGUGAUGCUAAUCCAAAUUUUUAUUUAAAAUAUCUUGAUAUACGAGUGGGGAAGCCUUCAAGUGAGGAAGGAUUGAAUCAGAUUCACGACAAGAUCACACCGCAAGAGUGUAGACUCAGAGACAUGACAUAUGCUGCUCCCAUUAUAAAACAUUAUUUAAUGUCGCACUGUAGAGUACAUCGUGGUACAUCAAGCGAAUUAUGCAAGCGCGAUCUGACAAUUGGACGGAUGCCUAUAAUGCUGAGAUCGAGCAAAUGCAUAUUAAAAGACCUGGCUGAGGAAGAGCUUGCGCGUGUACAGGAGUGCCCGUACGAUCCCGGAGGUUAUUUUAUUGUGAAGGGAUCGGAGAAGGUUAUCCUCAUUCAAGAGCAGCUCUCGAAGAACAGGAUAAUGAUAGGCAGGAACUCUAAUAAAGAUCUCCAGUGUGAGGUUCUCUCGUCCACUGCUGAGAAAAAGAGUAAAACGUAUGUGAUUGCUCGCAGAAAUAGAUAUUGGUUACGUCAUAAUCAGCUAAAUGAUGACAUCCCUGUUGCAAUUGUGUUCAAGGCCAUGGGUGUAGAAUCCGACUACAAUAUCAUCAGUGCUAUUGGUUUGGAAGAGAAG
Molecule: messenger RNA, 732 nt
Organism: Ostertagia ostertagi
Lineage: Eukaryota; Metazoa; Nematoda; Chromadorea; Rhabditida; Trichostrongylidae
Source: the annotation of a GenBank genome assembly